AUGACGGAGGACUAUGAUAUCUACAAGGAAGGUGGACUACUCCGCAGGCGAUACAAGAAGCUUGACGACAUCAGUGAGGGCUCUUACGGCUAUGUCUCGCUUGCGAACGAUACCCAGACCAAGAAACUAGUCGCAGUGAAGUACAUUUUCAAGAGCGACAGCGGUGAUUCCCAAAAUAGCUCUAAGAAGGGCUCUAUACGCUCUGAAAAUAACGAUCAGCACAAUCAGUUACACAAGCAUCAGAAAUCGUUGAUCUCGGAAAAAGUGCGUUCUCGUCUCUCUAAAAACCUCUGCUUUGAGGCUUUAUACGAGGUGGACAUUCACACUAAAGUAGGCAAACACGAAAACAUCACCGAGCUGUUCGACUAUUUCGACUCCUUCAUUAUAAUGGAGUACUGCUCCGGAGGCGACCUUUACGAAGCUAUCAGAGCGGAUUUGGUUCCAAAGAAAACUAAAUUGAUUACUCACAUUGCAUCUCAACUUAUGGAGGCUAUUGAAUUCGUACAUCAAAAAGGUAUUUACCAUAGAGAUGUCAAGCCUGAAAACAUUCUGAUCCAGGGGUCCGAUUGGAACAUCAAAUUAACAGAUUGGGGGCUGGCCACGACCGAGAAAACGUCAUCCGAUAGAAGUGUUGGUAGCGAACGGUACAUGUCGCCAGAGCUUUUCGAAGAUAAUCUGGAUCGUGAUGAGGGAUCCGAGCCAUACGUUUGCAGCAAAGUUGACAUAUGGGCGAUUGGAAUAGUAAUGCUCAACAUCGUGUUCCAUAAAAAUCCUUUCAGUGUUGCCAAUCAAACCGACAAGGCAUUUUGCUAUUUUGCGGCAAACAGAGAAGCUCUUUUCGACAUUUUCUCCACAAUGUCAUUCGAUUUCUUUCAAGUCUUAAGACAUAGCUUAACGAUAGAUCCUUCGAACAGGAAUCUGUCCAGCAUGAAAAGAGAACUCGCACAGCUCGGUGAAUACACCAUAGAUGACGAUUACUACAAUUCUUUGACAGACGACGGCUAUUCACCUCCAAAGGUGAGCGAGUAUAGCGCGACCCCAACUUCUACCUCUACUACUCCUGUUAUUGUGGAUUCUGUGUCGGAGACCAAGGUUCCUCAGAUUCCUCAAAUCUCUGUAGAAGAGAUCACACCUGCUGCUUCUAUCACGGAGAAACCUCGGGACAAAGAUCCAAUUCCCAAGUUCACUUUUAGAAAGCGCAGUCAUCCUCAAAGAGACAGCGGCCAUAAGAAAGCUAAUCCAAUCAAGAUCGAUGCAUCAAAUGUGGUCAAGAAUGGUCGUAAACCUCUGGGAAUCCCCACUCCAAAUACCCACAUUAACAAUUUCUUCCAGGAAUACCAUGAAAAAGAGCAGGAAGAGUUCAAUACUCGCGACUUUUUCACCCCACCAAGUGUGCACAACAGGUACAUGGAGGGAAUAUUCAACACUAAUGGAACUAAGAGUCGGGGACAUAAGAAUCAUAGACCCAAUUCCAAUGGUCACCAAAAAAAUACUCCAAAGGGCAAUGUUGGCCAGUUAUCGGCAUUCCACAAUCGGAGGGGAUCUGCUUUAUCCCAGAACUCACCAUCGGGGAAAUACAUUCCGCCUCACUCGCGGCCCAACUCUUUCCACAAUGGGUCUCCAAAUAUUCCAAACAUAACAGGUGUGUUAGGUGGUGUUCACGACAGUCCAACUGUACUUACAAAGACGACGACAUAUCAUGAACAGCAUGCACAUCCCAUCGAGAAUAAUGAAAAUGAUCUUGAUGAUGUUCUCUUCACGUUGGAAGAAAAUGAUAUGGACAGCUUCACGAACGAUUUGGAUGGGCUGCUAAUCACCAACGAUAACUUGAAGAAACCUCUUGGCACAAUCGGAUCUGCCGAGCCUUCCACAAGCAGCGGUGCGGCUGACUUUCCUGAUUUGCUAAAAUCACCUGUUUUGAGCGAAGCAGGUUUGAACGAAAGCCAGACCAAUACUUUUUUCAAGGAUGUUCGCCAGCACGCGUCUGCUUCUACUUCUCCAUCUUUGAAACAAAAGCCUGGGCUUUAUGUUCCUCCUCACCAUAGGAAGAGUUCGAGUGGCGGAAUGGCUGGUCAUCAGCAGUUCUCACCCCACGGAGGGGAAACCACGAUUUCUGUAGGAAGCAACUUAGUGAGCUACGGCAAAAUGAAUCCUAAGCGCAGAAGUUCUCAAGCUUUACAGGAUGGGCAACCCACGUUACAUGGCAAAUCGUUCAUGGCCCAGAAUCACGGACGUGCUACCACCGAGGUCCAAAGUAGCGAUAUUUUUGCGGACUCAAAUGCCAUUGUUUUCGAAGAUGACGAGGUCUCGUCUUCCCCGUUUGCAUCUAACAACACUUUCCAGCCAGCCAGUUAUAAUUCUUUUAAGAAUGUGAAGACUGAGAGAAAGUCCAGUUCGAUACAAGACGAGUUAAUCGGAUCCUUAGAACAAUACAAGAAUAACUGGCUAAUGCUUCAACAACAAGAUUGA
Lachancea lanzarotensis is the source of this 2469-nucleotide messenger RNA. RefSeq names its product LALA0S05e03796g1_1 (gene KSP1). Bases 1 to 2469 code for a protein of 822 amino acids. Gene Ontology annotation, molecular function: protein serine/threonine kinase activity; ATP binding. The record is from RefSeq and is a predicted model, not a curated record. The transcript has a single exon. NCBI's taxonomy places the organism in Eukaryota, Fungi, Ascomycota, Saccharomycetes, Saccharomycetales, Saccharomycetaceae. Gene Ontology annotation, cellular component: autophagosome; cytoplasm. Gene Ontology annotation, biological process: autophagy; autophagosome organization; peptidyl-serine phosphorylation.